AUGUGGAGCAGCCUGAAGCUCAAUGGGACCAUUUUGAUUGCAUUGCCAGCAGGGUUAGCUGCCACCCGCUGUCCCCCCAAGACCUCCAGGGUGUCCCUGGGCACCCCAGCAACAACUGGGCAGCCUCACUGGGAGGAUGAGCACAUGUGGGUGCUUGUUGCCAUCUCAGCUGUCACCUUGGUCCUACACACCCUUCUCUUGCUGGCACUUUACAUCAUGCUCACCGGUUCCCGCAGCCGGGGGGAGAGCGGCAGCCCCGCAGCGCAGCCCCCGCAGCCCCCGCAGAGCCCCGCGGCGAGAAGAGCGACCUACGCGGGGAGCAGUGACACGUCUUCAUCAACCUCGGAGGACUCGGAGGGCAGCCCUGCCUGCCCACAGGUAUGGCCAGAAAGCAGAAAACCUUGCUCAGAAGCAAACCUGAACUACACAUCCCUGGUGUUCCCGGGGCCGGGCCGGGGUCCAGGCUCUGCUGCAGACUAUGAGAACAUGAAGACUGGGGCAGACUACAUCAACGUGGACCCCAAGAAGAGGAAAGCAGAUUUCUGGCCCUGCCCCAGCCCCGUGGCCUCCAUCGAGUACAGCGAGGUGAAGCUGUGA
This is a messenger RNA of Chaetura pelagica (chimney swift), 597 nucleotides long. It is a transcript of the gene RHEX, whose product is annotated as chromosome unknown open reading frame, human C1orf186. NCBI's taxonomy places the organism in Eukaryota, Metazoa, Chordata, Aves, Apodiformes, Apodidae. Bases 1 to 597 code for a protein of 198 amino acids. The transcript has 5 exons. The record is from RefSeq and is a predicted model, not a curated record.